Molecule: messenger RNA, 1312 nt
Organism: Panicum hallii
Lineage: Eukaryota; Viridiplantae; Streptophyta; Magnoliopsida; Poales; Poaceae
Product: transcription factor MYB30-like
Exons: 3
Coding region: 258-1100 (280 amino acids)
Biological process (GO): response to auxin
Source: RefSeq, a predicted model, not a curated record
GGGGACAGGUAGGAGAUAAAGCAGCUAGCACGCAGGUGCUGGUGAUGACUUAGCCUGCUGGUGUGCCAGAAUAAAAGGAGGAGGAGGCCAGAAGGUUUCAGAGAUUGGCCAUCGUGCAGGGCCGUGGCUGUGCAGGCAGCAGCCACAGCUUUCUUGCUGCUUCGACUUGCCUGUAGCUAUCUAUCUACUAGCUAAGGCUAGCUCUCUAGGUGUGGAGCUAGCUACAGCUAGUGUAUCCGAGGUAGGACGCAGCAGGUAUGGGGAGGCCACCGUGCUGCGACAACGGCGUCGGCGUCAAGAAGGGGCCGUGGACGCCGGAGGAGGACAUCGUCCUCGUCUCCUACAUCCAGCAGCACGGCCCCGGGAACUGGCGCUCCGUGCCCGAGAACACUGGGUUGAUGAGGUGCAGCAAGAGCUGCAGGCUGAGGUGGACGAAUUACCUCAGGCCCGGGAUCAAGCGCGGGAACUUCACUCCUCACGAGGAAGGGAUCAUCAUCCACCUUCAGGCGCUGCUUGGCAACAAGUGGGCAGCCAUAGCCUCCUACCUCCCUCAACGAACCGACAACGACAUCAAGAACUACUGGAACACACACCUCAAGAAGAAGGUGAAGAGGCUGCAACAGCCAGCCGGCGACUCUUUCCAAACCGCUCCCUCCAAUGCAGUCACCAGUCCAAACUACUACAGCCCUACUAGCAGCAGCCACCACAGCCUUCAGGCAGGCGUGCAGCCCAUAAGCAGCUACCCCAACACCACCUGCACUACCAGUGCACCCAGCAACAAUGAGGCUGGUGCCAUCUCCAACCUCUUGCAGACAUGGAUGAGGCCAUCACCAGCAGCAACAGCUAACUGCAAGAUCGCCAUGCAAGAGUUCCAGGAAGAACAGGACGCUGCAGCUUCCAUCCUUUGCAAGGAUCAGAUCGUGACCGGCGAUGUUAGUAAGUCGCCGGCAUUGGAGAUGAUGGUGGCGCCGGCGAUGGGAGCGAGCACAGCUACCUUCUCGCUGCUUGAGGACUGGCUGCUCGACGACAUGCCCGGGCAGGCCAUGGAUGGGCUCAUGGGCAUCUCUGCCGGCUGCUGUGCAGAUCCCAUCAUGUUCUAGUAGUUGUACUAUCUUGGCUAUCAUAAGCUGCUUCUCCGAUGAGUCAUGCACUUGUAAUGUUGGUUGAUCGAAUGAUAAGAUGGGGUUGAUCCUAUGUUUCCGGUAAUAAGCCGUUUGUUUCCUUGAGGGAAAAAAUCCUGGAGAUGAUCCUGUUAAUUUGGAGAUAUUGUUAGUACGAAGGAUAUAAUAAAAUGGUUUAGACUUCACUACCA